Messenger RNA from Poecilia latipinna (sailfin molly), 3895 nucleotides. RefSeq names its product casein kinase 1, gamma 2b (gene csnk1g2b). Gene Ontology annotation, molecular function: protein serine/threonine kinase activity; ATP binding. The record is from RefSeq and is a predicted model, not a curated record. The transcript has 13 exons. Lineage: Eukaryota; Metazoa; Chordata; Actinopteri; Cyprinodontiformes; Poeciliidae. Gene Ontology annotation, biological process: protein phosphorylation. Bases 357 to 1904 code for a protein of 515 amino acids.
CGUUCCGUGAGCUAGUUUGCUAAAAUGUCUCUGAGAUCCAGGCUGCGCCGCUUGGUGAGCAGUUUCGGCUGGUAGGAUUAAGGAGUUGCCCGGUAGUGCUGUGGGUAAGACCCGUAACCGAAGUUUGAGCCGUGAAACUACAUUUUAAGACAGGCUGACGUCAGUCCCAGCUGUUCCCGGUUUUGCUGUUCCUUGGACCUUUGGGUUGAGUCCAGUCGUAGCCGUGUAACAUGGAGCGUCUCCACUGCGUGAAUGAAGGCUGACCAGAAGAAAGGCGGCGCUCCAGAUGACGUUCCCAAGUGGCCUUGUGGAAGCAGUAGCUGCGCGUUGGAGUGCUUUUUCAUGAUUACCGUUGUAUGUGUGUCAGCGGGAACAGCUUAGCGAAACCCGCCGUUUUCAUCGGGCCGGGGAAUGAGACUGGAGUCAAGAAAUCCACAGAAAAGGAGCUCCUGUUUAUAACCAACAUCCUCAAAAAGCUUGCCCUCCAUUACUGUUGUUGGAGUUUCUAUGGUUUGCAUGGCUGGAGAAUAACCGUGGAGAGGCCAGGGUAUCACAAGCUUAUGGAUUUUGAUAAGAGAGGGGGCAAAGGAGAGACAGAGGAAGGCAAAAAGAUGUCUAAGUCGACGGCCAACAGGACUGGCGGCAGGGGUACAGGGACCAAUUCUGGAGUUCUUAUGGUUGGCCCGAACUUUCGUGUGGGCAAAAAAAUCGGCUGCGGUAACUUUGGAGAGCUGAGGUUGGGCAAAAACCUCUACACUAAUGAAUAUGUGGCCAUCAAAUUGGAACCCAUAAAGUCCAGGGCGCCACAGCUCCAUUUGGAGUACAGAUUUUACAAACAGUUGGGAAAUUCAGAGGGAAUUCCUCAGGUGUACUACUUUGGCCCAUGCGGGAAAUACAACGCCAUGGUUCUGGAGCUGCUCGGGCCCAGUUUAGAGGAUUUGUUUGACCUGUGCGACCGCACCUUCUCCCUCAAGACCGUCCUCAUGAUAGCCAUACAGCUGAUAACACGGAUGGAGUACGUGCACACCAAGAGUCUGAUCUACAGAGAUGUGAAGCCCGAGAACUUCCUCGUCGGGAGGCCCGGGAGCAAGAGGCAGCACACCAUCCACAUCAUCGACUUUGGUCUGGCCAAAGAGUAUAUAGACCCCGAGACCAAAAAACACAUCCCCUACCGGGAGCACAAGAGUCUGACAGGGACGGCGCGCUACAUGAGCAUCAACACACACCUGGGAAAAGAGCAAAGCAGAAGAGAUGAUUUAGAAGCUCUGGGCCACAUGUUUAUGUACUUCCUCCGAGGCAGCCUUCCUUGGCAGGGCCUGAAGGCUGACACUUUGAAGGAGCGAUACCAGAAGAUCGGAGACACCAAACGAGCGACCCCGAUCGAAGUGCUUUGUGAGGGCUUCCCUGAAGAGAUGGCUACCUACCUGCGCUACGUGAGGAGGCUGGACUUCUUUGAGAAGCCAGACUACGAUUACCUACGGAAGCUCUUCACCGAUCUGUUCGACAGGAACGGCUACGUCUUCGACUACGAGUACGACUGGGUCGGCAAAUCUCUCCCCACACCGAUCGGCCCCAUCCCCAGUGACACACCGCUGCCACCCAGCAGCAGAGACAAAGCACAACAGCAGACCAAAAACCAGUCACCUGAGCCCAAAGGAAGUGAGUCUCAGCCCACCCCCGUGACCAAUAAGGAGACUCUGGGGUCGCACCUCACAGCUGAGCGGCUGGGGGGCUCUGUUCAGGUGAUGAGCUCAACGAACGGCGAGCUGAACACGGACGACCCCACGGCCGGACACUCCAACGCUCCCAUCACUGCUCCCACUGAGGUUGAUGUGGUUGACGAAACCAAGUGCUGUUGUUUCUUCAAAAGGAGAAAGAGGAAAGCCCUCCAGAGGCACAAGUGAAGGAAGAGGAUGGAGGCAACUUGAAACAUUGUGGUCACUGUCGAGUUUUAAAUGGAAGCAACUACACAAAAAGGCCCUGCCCCCUUCGUCCCUGCUCUUCUUCCCCUACAGGCCGCCACCAUGUACCUCCUUCCUUCGCGCUCCCUCUGUUUCUCUUUCUCUCUCUCUCUCGUUCUCGGCGCUCCCCACGGCUCCCGCCGAGUUGAAGGAAUGUUGCAGUCCUACUGACUCCACAAGAGACUUUUGAUUCUUUUACAGACUAAUUCUAAGCGUACCUGCAUUACAACUGGGAGCUCGAGGAAAAGCGUAUAAAAGCUGUAACAAUGAAACUCGAAUACAGUGGCGUGAAUUUAAAAAAGAAAAAAAAAAGCUGCCGUUUGAAGCAGUUGUUGUAUUCUAGAUUCCAUGCAGACCGUUUGGAUCAGCUGUCGAUCAGGGGAAACUAUUCAGGUGGUUCAAGUGAAAGAAAUCUGCUCCGUAGGAAUUAAAUUUUCUUUUUUUUUUUUAUCCUUUUUUUUUUCUCGGUGUGUAUUUUGGGAUCAAGGUGAAAGGUGAACUAUGCUGAUGUUCAAUCUGAGAGACAGGAAGCAUUUCAUCUUUAAAACUGAAUCUGAUUUUUAUUGUUUUUGUCUUUUGUUGUUUUGUAAGUUAAUCCUCAGUUUUCAGACUCAAACCCUACAUUCAAUGCUUCUUUUCAUGUUGUAGUUUUCUGGAGUUCGGCUCUUUCCUCUCGUCCUUCAACGUGGUCUUUGUAGCACAGUCACUGGCCUCAGGUACUGUGGAAGAAAGAGCGAAAGCAGAUACUAAGCUCUCAUUUUUAUUGCACUUUUGGGAAAGAAAACAAUUACAGUGGAAAAUCUUUAGGCUUAAAAUUAAAAGUCAAGACUGAUCUAGGAUGAUUAUAUCUGCGCUCAUGGCUUAAAAAGGAAAGGAAGAUGUUUUGAUUUCUUUUUUUGUUUGUUUUACAUCCAAAUAAUUUACCAGAAAAUUGUAGUUUGUGCCUUUUUUAAGUAAAAUGUUUAAAGCUCAAGUGAGUGUCCCACAGUGAAAUUUUAUCUAAUCUGGCCCAAAUGCUCGGUGGAUUAAUGUCCGUGCUCGUGUGUUUGGGAGGGAGCACACUGGCGGCCGCUAAUCCGGAAGUUCCUGUAAGCAAAUCUGUGAAAUGAGCGCGUGCAUCCCUGCAGCCCGCUUCAGAGAGGUUUACGGCAACAGAACGGCCAAACAUGGCCGAUGUUGUGAUAUUUCAUCUGAAUAAGUAGAAAACAGAAAAAGAGCUGAGUGAGGUUUUCUCUGGAAUCGCUGGAAUCCCAUUUUUGAUCAAACGGAUCAGUAAAGCUCAUGUUGUGGUUUCUUGUACCUCAUGUUAGGUCUUCUUGUUUUCCUCCAACAUGUCUGACAAACUCCUACUUCCUUGCCUAGAAAUUCGAAACAUACCCUAAAAAAUCUCAGCUCUUCUGCCAUCAUUGAGUUUUGUCACCUCCAGCAUAUAGCCAGCUUUUGUUUGUCGCAAGAAACAUUUGAGUUAAGAUUUUUGUUUUCAUGUGUAAAUUUUAAUGAAAAAGGAAACAUCUGAGCCUGUUUAUGUUUGAGACCAUGGACUGAUUACUAGUUAUGCACCAAUCAUUGAUUUCUGCUGUUCUGUGACAUCUGACCUGCCGAUUUCAACUUUGACUGCCUCCCAUGUUGUUUUUUCUUUCUCCUGAGGAUUACUGAAUCUAAUAGAAAAUGACAUAUUUACAAGAUUAUUCCUGUUCUAUGCAUCAAAGCAUACAUUUCUAAUCAUAACUUGACAUAUAUUUAUUAGGGAUUCAACUCAGAAUAAGGUUACAUACUGUCUGUGGUAAUAUAUUGAAAAUGCAUCAUUAAAAACAAUUCAGAUUUUUGUCAGCAUUUGAACUGAUCAAGAGAAAAUUGGCCAAUUCCUAACUGAUAGUUUGUGGCACACCAGGAAUUCACAAGAUGCAUAAAUGUCCCAAAUUAUAAAAAUAAAA